Branchiostoma belcheri (Belcher's lancelet) is the source of this 1317-nucleotide messenger RNA. RefSeq lists its product as uncharacterized. The transcript has a single exon. Gene Ontology annotation, biological process: regulation of apoptotic process. The record is from RefSeq and is a predicted model, not a curated record. Bases 1 to 1317 code for a protein of 438 amino acids. NCBI's taxonomy places the organism in Eukaryota, Metazoa, Chordata, Leptocardii, Amphioxiformes, Branchiostomatidae. Gene Ontology annotation, molecular function: protease binding; death domain binding.
AUGGACGAAAGGGACGUGGAACUCUUACGCGACCACCAGCUUUACAUUGUGAACAAUCUACGCGUUGGCGACAUCAAGUCGUACCUCAUAGAAAAGAAGGUCUGCAGCUCUGACAUGUUUGAAGAGAUACAAAUGGAGCCAACCAGGAGGCAACAAGUUGAGAAGUUUCUCGACCUGCUUGUUUUAAGAGGCCCCAAUGCCUUCGGACAUUUCUGUGACUCUCUCAAAGCCGAUUACAACUUUCUCUACGAAAAACUCACAACUGAGUACAAGAGAACACCAGAUCAUCCGCUUCGAGAGGAAAACAAAAGACUGCAGAAUGACAACAAAUCAAAAGGAAGGAAAGUCGCAGAGCUUUCGAAAGUGUUGUCUUUCCUCUACCAAACAUUGGAAAACAUUGAGAAAGAGCUGGCAGAAGGGGUAUCAUAUAUCGAGGUGAUAAAGUUGGUGAAGAAAGGAAUGAAGAAAUUGCACAAGCAUCUGCCUCCUUCAAGGACUCAAAACAAACAUUCGCCAAAAGAGAAAACAGUUUCUACUCCAAAUCUGCAGCCUGAAAAAGGUAAAAACACUUCCACAACACCUGUGAACGAGAGUGACAUCCACAAAAGCAAAACCGAACCACAACAACUCUCCAGAACAUCAACUAGAGCAGAAACUACUGAGAGAAAACCAAGCCAGCAAGACACAGGUCAAGAUACAAAGGAUAAAGAGAGUGCUGAUGAUCUGUCAACUAUCUCAUCUUCAACAACUUCCAACCAUCCUUCUGUAGAAACGGUAACCCCAAAGACUGACAUGCAUCCAGGGACAUCAAAAGUCUCCACAAAUCAAAGCAUUGAAGGGGUAAAACCAAAAGAGGACAAGCUUCCUUCCAAGUCAGAAACUGAAAGUCGGACGGCGCCCAUUGUCUGGAAAACUGGACACCACGCAUCAGAAACAGGAAGUCAUCUCACAACCAGUCAAACAAAAGAACCGAAAGAAAACGGAAAGACAAAAGACAAACAAGAAAGAACAGGUUUCACAUACACAUUAGUGACUUCUGGGAGCCAAGGAGUGUCCAACAAAUCUGUUCACCACCCAUACACAGGUAGAAGACAUUCCCUACAAAGGACACAGAUACAACCGUUCGGUCAGGUCAGAGUGAGUGGCUCUAAGACCAGUGGUGGUGUGUUCAGCCACAGAAGUUCGUUCCCUGUACAUGCACAUCAGCUGACACAGGUUCAGGCCUGGAGGACAAGAGAAGAGACUAGAAGGGACAGUCCACCGACACUUGUGAAAGGGAGAUACCUGCCUAAAAGUCAAUCUCUUCCCAAACUUUAA